AUGGAUUCGGCCACUCAAGUUGAAACGCAGUCAGAGUUUCGUCUGCACCAGCUGCGCCUCCAGAACUUCAAAAAGUUCGAGGACAUAACUCUCACCCUGACACCCAGCCCCAAGAUUAUCGUUGGCGCGAACGGCUCGGGCAAGACGCAAAUCCUCUGGGCAAUUCUCAUCUUCCUGCGCGGCCACAACUCUCGUAUUCCCAGCUCCAAGCACUUCCAUAGCGACCCGUUCAGGUUUACAGAACUCGAGGACUUGUUUGGAGACCGUGCAUUUCUGGACAGCGUGGAGAUUCCAGACACGCUUGUCCGUGUCGGCACGUCGGACAAGAAAUUCACGCUCACCGGCACGUUCCACGACAGCCGCUACCAUGGUACCAACAAGGACGACGACCCGAAUGUGCAUGCUCAGAUGGCAUAUUCGUUGAAAGACGGCUUGCUCCUCGACAAGUCGCAUCACAAGUCGCUCGCCCCGAUCCGUUUCGCGUUCUUGCCUCCAACCUACCAGUGGGGAACUCAAAAGUUCGAACGUCCAGUCGAUCACAUGUUUUUGUCUGCUGGUGUUCAGCAUCUGCGCAAUCGGCUCGAUCAGCAGGAAGCAGUGGAUUUUGUCAACCAAGCUCUUGUCCAUCUCAAGUUCCAGGCCAAGCUGACUGUCGUCGCUUCGUCGGGUCGUGGUCCCGUUGACGUUACAGUCACCGAGAACGGCGUCACCCUCGACAUUGGUGUCUGCGCCGGCUCGCUGCAGAAGAUCAUUGCCAUUCUGACGCUCCUCUACCAUCUGACGUCUGACGCAACUGCCCAAGCCGUCAAAAAAGAGGGAAAGCCGGGCCAGAACACCUUCAAGCAGCGCAUCUUCCUCAUCGACGAGCUCGAGGCACUGCUCUAUGAAAGCGUGGCAUCCAAGCUCUACGCGUUUCUCGUCAACACAUGCGCCGAGCACGACAUCCAGCUCAUUGUUGCGACCAACUCGCGCGCCAUCAUUGAGCAGCGACUUGACACGCGCCAGGAUGUUCUCUUCCUGACUUGGGAUGGCAAGGCCGUCGAGAUCAGCAACAAUCUGCCGUACAAGCAGGUGCAAGAGCACCUCUUCCCUGUUCUUGAUGCACUUAGCCAAGUCAAGGACAGCAAGCCAAUUCUUGUUCUUGAGGGCAAGAACGACGAAGAGUUCUACCGCAAGUACACGACGCUCGGCCAGCACUUCCACUUUCUGACCACGUCGGGCGCCGUCAACAAGCAGAGCGUUUCCAACAUUCUGACGCAGGCCAAGCUCAAGCACGUCUUUCUCAGAGACAGUGACAUGUAUGCCGCUUCGCCCGAUCUCACAGCCGCCCAGGCUCGGAUCACAAAAAUUGUGGGCGCUCCCGUCGUCUACACGCUGCUGCCGUGCAUUGAGUCGUACUUGAUUCUGCACCGACUGCUCAAGAGCGCGGAUGCAGACACUCGGCGUCUCAGGGUUGUCCAGGCCCUUCCGCAGCGCAAGUCGUACUUUGUCGCGACCUUCAAAACGUUCUGCAGAGAGUCCUCUGAUUCGGCCCUCGUGAGUGCUUCGAGUCUUGGCGAGCCAGCGCAGGAUCCUGCGAGUGAGUUGGCUUCAAGUGAGAACGACGGGACCAUUGCCAUGCUCGAUCGCGUGCUCGCCGACUCGGAAAACGGCCCUGAGGUACUUUGGAACUCUCUGCUCGCCCGGCUGACGACCGAAGGAACCUCCUUCUCCUCCUCGUUUGAUCGCAAAAAUCGGGUCUCGUUCUGGACCACAUAUGUCAAGAUGGUCCGCGGCCACGACUUUAUGCCAGAUGCGGCGGACUUCAUGGGCAGUCUCGAGUGCAAAGAUCUCGAUCGCGACGUGAAAGCCCUACUUGCCCAGACUGAGCAAGCUGUUCUAGCGUGCUUGCGUUGA
Molecule: messenger RNA, 1896 nt
Organism: Capsaspora owczarzaki ATCC 30864
Lineage: Eukaryota; Filasterea; Ministeriida; Capsasporidae
Exons: 2
Coding region: 1-1896 (631 amino acids)
Molecular function (GO): ATP hydrolysis activity
Source: RefSeq, a predicted model, not a curated record